CUUUUUCGCUUUCAGUAGUUGGUAGAAUUACCUUGAUGCGACUUAAACCCUUCGCUCUAGAGUUUGAUUGCACUUCCGAGACUCAAAACCCUAACAUUAUUGUGCACAUUCCGAUUCAGAUUUCGUCAGGCCCUACCCACGGAUCGUCUUCAGGAAUGGCGAUGUCAGGCGCUGGAAGGAUUUUUCUCAGAUCAGGUAGCAGGCAAGUGUGGUCACACAAUCAGGUCCUGGCCUCGGCUCUUCUUCAACAAGAGAGAUGGGUUUCUCAAGGAACAAAGAACGCGAGCAAGGAAUCUACAAACUACUCAAAUUCUAGAAAUCUGAAUGAGCGAGAUGACUGGAAAGAAACAGCACGACCUGUGAUCUAUGAGGGCUUAAUGUCCGACACAGUUCGAAGGGUCAAAAUGCUGUCCCUCACUACGUGCUGCCUUUCAGUAGUUGGUGGUCCAAUAGUGACUUUCUUCACCAAUCCUGACCUUUCUGUGAUAAUGAAGGGCGCUCUCUGUUCUACCAUGGUCGUUCUGAGUGCCUCCACCACGUUUGCUCUGCAUUGGUUUGCAAGUCCUUAUGUUCAUAAGUUGACGUGGGUUCCUGGAUCCAAAGAAGUAGAUGUUGAAGUUCUUUCUUGGAUGGCAACAAAGCUAAAAAAGAAGAUCAAGCUUUCAGAUGUUAGAACCCCCUACACGCAGCGUCCUCUUGUCACAUUUGCAGCCAACAAUGAGUAUUAUUUUGUUGAAAAAGACAAUUUCCCGAGCAAGGAGCUUCUUGACCAGCUCGUGCCAGACAAGCGCAAGCAGUAAGGUCUGUCAUCACCAGCGAGGACUUCCCUCUCGUCUGCGAACCUUUUUUUCUAUGCUGAUGGAUUGCUCUUGCGGUCAUCUCUGCUCGGUCAGCUAUUGUUUCCAAUGUUCUUUUUCUCUUGCACGACACGUACAUGUGAAGAGGGGAUCUUAGUUAGGACUUGUAUACGAAUUGUCCAACUUCCAGUUGACCUUUACAAUUACGCAGGGCUCUGUGGCAUUCUAUCUUGUGGAAGUUAUGAGCAGUCCACCAACAUACUAUUCUUCACAAGCUCAGCUCGUGCUAUUUUUUGACAGAGGUCUAGUUAAGCAAGACUUUGUUCCAUCGCAUCACGAUUUACUGAGAAUUAGAAAGGUCCGGUCGACUAGAAGAAGCUAAAUUUUGGUAGACAGGUAACGAAGUCAGCUGCAUCCUACUGUUGAUCCUACAGGUAUGCAGUUUAGAAUCAUGCCUGAAAAGUAGGAGAAUGCGGUGGCUUUCUGUUGGAAACUGGAAGGCUGUGCCUGUAUCAGUCAACCGGAGUGAUCAGAGUGCUCUCUUAAGAAAGUGUGUGUUUUAACACAAUUCGAGAUCCCGGGUAGGAGAAAUGCGAGGUCACGAGAGGAGAGAAUUCAGGUUUAUAUUUCCGAGGUACUGGAUGGAGAUUUAACAGCGAAUGGCUGGUCGUAGAAACCAGGCGAAUUGUACAGCUUCUGUCUCUGGUGCUAUGAUUAUCGGCUGUGAUGAACUGUAAGACUUCAUUAAUUCAAACCAGCAAUUCGUUUCUCCAGUGGAGAAGAAAAUAAAAGUAGUCUUUAGUAUUGGAGCUCUUACUUCUGCCGUUUGUGGCUCUUGAAUAGUCAAUUUCGUCUUCUGUUUGGCUAGAAAAGAAUGAAGCGUUGUUUACAGCGUGAUGAAUAGAAUACCAACUCGAACGCGCAUAUUUUGUAUUGGCCAGCG
Messenger RNA from Marchantia polymorpha subsp. ruderalis, 1740 nucleotides. The record is from the annotation of a GenBank genome assembly. NCBI's taxonomy places the organism in Eukaryota, Viridiplantae, Streptophyta, Marchantiopsida, Marchantiales, Marchantiaceae.